AUGCGGCCAUGUCGCGCAAACGUCUCCCUCUUAGAAGAAGAUAUCUGGCGUGAACAGCAAUGCAGUGCUCAUGAUGACACCCCAUACGGAGGGGAGCUAUUCCAUUGGAGAGCUCACAGGGAUGACGCAGAACCUUGUGCUCUUACUUGUAGAGGUACACCACAACAUUCUGGACAAAGUCCUGAGCCGACUGUGUCUCUAGAUGACGAAGACCGCGUGGUGGUAACCGUACUAGCUGCGAGGGUGUCGGACGGCACCAGAUGUCGGCCAGGCAGUCUUGAUAUGUGCAUCGAUGGAAGAUGUCAGAAUUCUCGAGUUGUCCGCCGACAGCUCGGUCGAGUAUACGACGCAAUGAAACAAGUUAUAGAUGGUUUGGAUUACUUGCCAGCAGCCCGCUUGAACUAG
This is a messenger RNA of Arctia plantaginis, 405 nucleotides long. Lineage: Eukaryota; Metazoa; Arthropoda; Insecta; Lepidoptera; Erebidae. The record is from the annotation of a GenBank genome assembly.